This is a messenger RNA of Thalassophryne amazonica, 482 nucleotides long. RefSeq names its product DnaJ (Hsp40) homolog, subfamily C, member 19 (gene dnajc19). NCBI's taxonomy places the organism in Eukaryota, Metazoa, Chordata, Actinopteri, Batrachoidiformes, Batrachoididae. Gene Ontology annotation, cellular component: PAM complex, Tim23 associated import motor. The coding region runs from base 104 to 454 and encodes 116 amino acids. The transcript has 6 exons. The record is from RefSeq and is a predicted model, not a curated record. Gene Ontology annotation, molecular function: ATPase activator activity. Gene Ontology annotation, biological process: protein import into mitochondrial matrix.
CGUUGUUAUUUCUGGCAAAAAUUGAGAAGGCUGUGUUGCUGAAAAUGUCGAGUCAAAAGUUAUGACUUUGCUGUUUAACGAAUACGAAACAUAACGCAGCGACAUGGCCGGAUCCAUAGUGGCAGCGGGACUAGCGUUGGCAGCAGCUGGAUUUGCAGGUCGUUAUGUCAUGCAGGCCAUGAAGCAGAUGGAGCCUCAGAUGAAACAGGCCCUUCAGAGCUUCCCCAAGACGACUUUUGGAGGAGGGUAUUAUAAAGGUGGAUUUGAACCAAAGAUGACCAAGAGAGAAGCUGCUUUGGUUUUAGGUGUCAGUCCCACAGCCAACAAGAAUAAGAUCAGAGAAGCGCACAGAAAACUGAUGAUCCUUAACCAUCCAGACAGAGGUGGAUCUCCGUAUCUCGCAGCCAAGAUAAAUGAAGCAAAGGAUCUGAUGGACAGCCAAUCAAAGAAAUAGAGGUGCUGAUGAUUUACACUGCUGACCU